UGGGAUGACGGAAAGACUCGAUUGUCUAAAUUGAGAUGAGCAAAAGAGACUCAAAAUAAUGCAAAGAGAAAUAAGCAAAGUGAUUGAACAUCAAUGAUAGUAGGCUCAGAUCCAAAUGCAAUCUGCUGCAAGUGCGCAAAGGUGCGAACUUUAUAGCUAAAAGCUAAGCUCCCUUCUUCUUCCCGUCGCUCUCCUCCUCCGUCAAGCUCAGUGCUCCGACCGACGGGAGCCGCGAAUCGGGAUCACCCGCGGCGGCGCGACGGUUUCGCCGAUUGUCUCUCGAGCUUGAGCUGGAGAGGAAAUUCAUCUGGAGAAGCGGAGCCGUCGCUCUGCGCGGAUGGGAUCAGGUGAGGGAUUUGUGGGUCGUUCGGAUCGCCGCUCCAACCCUAGAGAAGAGGAGAGGGGAGACAUGUCAGCGUGGGCAUAGGGGAAUUUUGGGUCAAUGGUUUAUGUUGCUGUAGCUGUUGUUCCGUUGCUGUCACUCUGGGUCUGGCCUCUUUCCUGCUUUUCUGCCUGAUUGCUUGCUUGCGCUUGCUUGAUUCUUGUUGCUCCGUCGCUAUCGGCGCUCGUCGGCUGAUGUUGUGCAACUCAAGCAUAGAAAGAUCUGCCCUUUAACCGACCCGGUUCCGUUGAGUUCGAUCUCUCCGGAAUUUCGAUGGAUUAGGCAUUGCGGAAUUGCGAAACGACGGCAAAAGGCGAAAAGGAGAGAUUUUCCCUCGAUUCGAAUCGGACCGAUUAGCCCUGGGUGGUGGUGAUGAUCGGGGCUGUGCAGCUGGGGGUUCUGGCUGCGUGCGUGGUGCUGUUCGUGCCGAUGGGAAUGGCGGGCUGGCACUUGAGCCGCAACAAGAUGUUGUUCUUCAGCGGCGCCCUCUUCAUCACCCUCGCCGUGGGCGUCCACUUGUCCCCUUACUUCCCAUCCUUCUCCCAAUUCCUGACGUCCCCCGCCACCACCGUGGUUUUGGGCGACGGUCGCGGCUCUUGUCUCUCUCUCUUGCACGACAUUGUCUGGGAUGUGAAGCCGGCCAGACUCAUGCGACCCGUGAGCUAUACAGAUAGCAAUACCAACGGCAGUAGCAAGAGCUCUGCCUACGAUCGGGAGUUGUUGUGGAGCUGGGUGAGAUCAAAGUCUGUCCUUGAAUGUGAUUUCCAGAAACUGCGGUCUUCUGAUGCUUCGGAUCUACUGAAUGGGUCAUGGGUUGUUGUGGCUGGGGACUCGCAAGCACGUUUGGUCGUGCUAUCUCUGUUGAACUUGGUUUUGGACUCAGAUCAGAUGGAAUCUGUCAAAGGUGAUUUGUUCAAGAGGCACAGCGAUUACAGGAUCACUGUUGCUGGAAUUGCGUUGAAGUUGGAUUUCAUUUGGGCACCUUAUACUUCUAACUUGACUGAUUUGAUGUUAAGGUUCAGGCAAAAUGUGAACCUUCCAGAUGUUCUUAUAAUGGGUUCUGGACUGUGGCACAUGCUUCAUGUCAGCAAUGCCUCUGAUUAUGGUGUUUCACUGCAGAUGUUGAGCAGUUCUCUUGUAUCAUCAUUACCAUUUUCGCAAGAAUUAGGCGACGAUGGACCUGUAACAGGGUCUGUGCCAAUUAGAUCGCAACAUUUGUUUUGGCUUGGGAUGCCAACUCUAAUAAACUCGAGGCUAAACACAGAAGAAAAGAGGGAAAAGAUGAAUAACCGGGCUUUCUAUUCGUACAAUAUGGAGCUCCAUAAGAGUAGGAUACUGCGGCAGGCGGGUGGCCAUUUCUUUCUGCUGGACAUUCAUUCAUUAACCCAGAGUUGUGGACCUCAGUGCACAGAGGAUGGGAUGCAUUAUGAUGGAGCUGUCUAUAAUGCUGCUGUACAGAUUGUCCUCAAUGCAUUGCUUAUUGAAUCCAAUCAAAAGCUCUGAAUGAAAAGUUUUGGUAUUUUUGGCGUAAGCAAUUCAUAGGCAAAACUGACCAUGAUGAUUUGAACUCCCACAAAGCAGCCAUCUUCCUCCCAAGAAGAGACGUACUUUUUUUGUAGUUAGUUUGAUCAUUGCCAUUGCGUUUCUGUUGAUUAACAAUAUGUCAUUGCCAAACAAGCAAAUAGAAAAGUUAUUAUUCUUUUGUUCCCUUAAUUUUGUAUCUUUAAUUUUGGUUAAGAGCUUCGCUAUGUUACGCUGAGUACUUACUUGUAUUGGCUAUAGUCAUCUUUAAUCAAAUUUGGAAUUCUUUGUCUA
Messenger RNA from Syzygium oleosum, 2197 nucleotides. RefSeq names its product protein ALTERED XYLOGLUCAN 9. Gene Ontology annotation, biological process: carbohydrate metabolic process. NCBI's taxonomy places the organism in Eukaryota, Viridiplantae, Streptophyta, Magnoliopsida, Myrtales, Myrtaceae. Gene Ontology annotation, cellular component: Golgi apparatus. The record is from RefSeq and is a predicted model, not a curated record. Bases 755 to 1885 code for a protein of 376 amino acids. The transcript has a single exon. Gene Ontology annotation, molecular function: acetyltransferase activity.